This is a messenger RNA of Salvia hispanica, 1257 nucleotides long. Its product is annotated as receptor-like protein 9DC3. The record is from RefSeq and is a predicted model, not a curated record. Gene Ontology annotation, molecular function: protein binding. Lineage: Eukaryota; Viridiplantae; Streptophyta; Magnoliopsida; Lamiales; Lamiaceae.
AUGCCGAAGUUGAUUUAUUUAGGACUCUAUCGAAACAAAUUAAUUGGACAAAUUCCAUCAUCAAUUUGCAACUUGAGAUCGCUUCAAGUUCUCCAAUUGUCAAAUAAUCAUUUGGAAGGGCCAAUUCCAAAAUGUGUGGGAAACUUGAGCACAUCUCUAAAUGUCCUCCAUUUGAAUGCAAAUAAACUCAGUGGCCUCAUCCCAUCAACAUUCAGAAAGAAUUGCAGUAUUGAGUCAAUCAAUCUGAAUGGAAACAAAUUGAAAGGAACACUACCCCAAACCAUAGCCAACUGUCAAGGUCUGCGGGGCAUAGACAUAGGUGGUAAUGAAAUACGAGGUGCGUUUCCCUUUUGGAUGGAAACACUCCCUCAACUCCGCACCUUCAUCUUAUCAUCAAAUAAGUUCAAUGGUACUAUGUUGGUGACUUCAAACACUGAGCAACCAUUUCCAAAGUUGCAAGUGUUGGAUGUGUCACAAAAUGCGUUUGUUGGUCCUCUACCUGAUAGAUAUUUCAAGAACUUUCGAGGUAUGAUAAAUGCCACGGAAAACCAGAUUGAUGAAGAAGCAGCAUAUUGGUUUUUAAUAUUUAUGGAGUUGAAGCUUACAUUGAAAGGAUUGGAUCAGUUAUUGGGGCGACUGCUGACAACAUUUACAACUAUCGACUUGUCCUCCAAUAGAUUCUCUGGGAGCAUUCCACCUUCUCUGGGAGAUCUUAACUCUCUUAGAUACUUGAAUUUGUCUCACAAUACCCUCAUAGGGCAUAUACCGCCAUCCCUUGGAGAUAUGAGAUUACUCGAGUCAUUGGACCUAUCUUCAAACAAACUGGAUGGAGAAAUUCCAAAUGAAUUGGCAAGGUUGACAUUUAUUGGAAAGUUGAACCUUUCAAUGAAUAAUCUUGAGGGAAAAAUACCACAGUCUACUCAACUUUCCACAUUUGGUAACGAAUCAUAUGUGGGAAAUGUAGGAUUGUGUGGAUUUCCAUUGACGAGAAAAUGUGCAGGGAGUGAUGGAAAACCGUUCAUUCCUAAAGGAGGAGAAGAAGAUGAUGAUGAUGAGUAUGGAUUUAUAGAUGGAUUUGGUUGGCGAAAUGUGGUGUUGGGGUAUGGAUGUGGAUUUGUAGUUGGAAUUGGAAUUGGUUACAUGGUUAUAAGAAGCGGAAGGCCAAGAUGGUUAGUGGAAUUCUUUUUUGGAGUUGGUUAUAAAUAUAAGACGAAGAAGAGACGCAACAGAGCUGCACCAACACGAAGGGGAACUUAG